This is a messenger RNA of Linum trigynum, 3633 nucleotides long. The record is from the annotation of a GenBank genome assembly. Lineage: Eukaryota; Viridiplantae; Streptophyta; Magnoliopsida; Malpighiales; Linaceae.
CCCGACCAAGGUAAAUAGCUAUUACAUCACCCUUAUUUUCUCUCAGAGUUGCAAUUUCCCUUUCAAGGAAGAACAUCAAGGAUCUAACCAUGUUUUGAUUCAAAUUAAAGCAACAAAAACUAUAUUAAUCGACUCACUCUUAAGUUUCUUGUCCAAAUAAGUUUUAUAGUACUGACAACAACACAAUAAUAUGCCCAACAUAUGAAAAUAUACUUCAUCCCUACUCUCUCAAACUCAAGUAAGCUUUUCAACUUGCUUUCUACAGCUCAAACCUUUCACACAUAAUAACAACAACAACAACAACAAAACCAUGGUCAAUAUAGCCUUUUUUAUUCCCUUCACUGAACAUGGCAGUUGCUAUUGUUAAGUCUAAAUACCAAAAUUGGUUGGAACCAACCUCCAAAAAUUGAGUACGUUAGAAACAAGCCAGCCAUCGAUGGUGUUUGGGUCUACGGAACCAUGUGUCAAUCCUUCUUGGCGCAAUGAGUAAUCUUACUUUAAAAGUAAUCUCAAGUUAACGUCAACAUCUUCAUACAACAUCUCUAAAAGUGAGUGUUUUACCCCCAACACCUCUCCUUGCAACAUGUGUUUUCGCUUGGGUGAGUCUAGGUUGAUAAAGUGUUAUCCAAUCUCCGAAGGCAACAGAAAUGGAAGAAUUAAGGAUGACUUAAAUAAUAUCACUUCAAAUAUUAAUGAUGUCAACUACUCUAGAGAAAUAAAUUAAUUGGUCGUGGGGCCAUUUCUUAAGAUUGAGCAGAGUCAACUUGGUUAUUACUGGUAACAGAUUUGCAUUAUCUCUCCCGAGGAUCCAAAAUAUGGUUUCACUACUUUGAAAAAUACGAGAGUUGUCUCAAAAUCAUCAUCUUAAACAAUGAACUAAGAGAAGAGCUUGUGUUGGGAGAAUGAAAGAGAAUGAGAGACAAGAUUGUUGUGGGCAAUGUGGUACGUGUGUGUGUAGAGUUUCUUUUGUUGUAUAAUUUGGUGCCUUUGUAGAUUUUCUAAUCUGAAUAAUUAGGAAAGAAUUUAAUUUCUUGUGACUAUUGUAAAGAUGUGAGAUGUUUUUUUCUCAUAAAAAAUAAUAUGUAUAGUAUACCCUUCUCAAUUAUAGUUCACAACAAUGAGUCAAUGACAAAGUUUUGACACGCUUCACUUUAGAUGUGUAUCGAAAGGUUUGUCCACCAUGUUUUGGCUAAGAAAAUUUACAAUGUCAACUUCUUUUGAGCAUAAAGAGAGACUGAUGGAGGAAGAAGAGUCUAGAAUUUUUUAUUUGCAUUAAUUUGGCGAGAGGUUAUUCAAUUUGGCCAAUCAAUUUGGUGAGAGGUUAUUCAAUCCCUCCAAUUGAUUAUUACAACAUAUCGGAGGUGUAACGCUGGUGAGAUUUAUGCCCUCCGGGAUCUCUCGCGCCGUCGCCUGGUUCAAGCUCCCGACGAAGAGUCUAGAAUUUUUUAUUUGCAUUAUAGUUAUUUUGCAAGAAUCACAUGUAAUUAUGUAAGGUGCUUAAUUCUUCCAACACUGACUUCGUCGGGAGCUUGAACCUGAUGUGAUUGAAUUGAACCAUCCCGGCUAGUAGCAUGAGUAUUAGCAGCUUCAAUUGAUUUAUCCAGUGCUUUCAGCUCAAUGCAUUUGAAUCACUUAUCUUUAUCAUCUAUUGCAGGUGAUGAUAACACAUCAAGGUAAACAUGAUCCACAGAGAAUAGAAGUGGGGGCAAGUAAAUUUUCUCAGGAAUCACAGAGACCAACGACGCACUUCAACCCUAGCCCGAUUCAGUCGACGGACUCUUUCAUCCUCGUCGAGACUGUUCGCUUCCGAUUCCGGCGCCUUGGUCGAGGCCCCCGAACAAAUCCCCGAACAACAGCAUCGUAGAAAGAGCCCCGGAGCUUCCCCGAUUUUGUAUUCUUACCGUCUUUUCUUGUAAAUUUUCUCAAGUCCCUUUCACCGCCAAUCAUCAAGUGUCUUUUAUCGCUCACCGGAGGCUCGCCGGAUUCCAUCUUCUGUCCCGGUAACCGCCAACUCUUGCAAAACUCAUUUAAUACAAUAAUUAUUGGGUUUAGUAACCAUUUUUUCUCAAAUCGGUUACAAAGCUUUAUGCUCAUUUAAUAGAAUAAUUAUUGGAUUUGGUAACCACUUUUUCUCAAGUCGGUUACAAGGCUUUAUGGCCAGAAACGGCUAGCGCCGGAAAAGCCUUAAUUAUGCUUUUAAAUCGUCUCCUUAAUGACGAGCUAGAGUGUUUUAAAACUCUAAUAAAGAGAACCUUUCAAGGUUGUUGCUUUUGCCAGCAUAGUGGGGUGUAUUCAAAGGGCUUCCGCAAAUAAAUAUGCUCUCAAGGCCCUAAUUAAUGCAACAAUUUGAUACUAGAACAGAUUGACCAGCAAUGGAUUGCUCGAAAUUCCCAUUUGAAAAAAGACUAGGAAUAUCCAAGUCCCGCCUAAGCUCAAAAUUUUCAUAUGACAAUGCAUCAAAGUCAUUCUUCCCACAGUAGUGGCCCUUCAAACUCGUGGAGUCAACUGUCUCAACCGAUGCCCUGUCUGUUGGAGACAUCGAGAAAGCAUUGAACAUUUAUUCUUCAGAUGCCCCCUAGCCAUCAGAUUGUGGACUUUAGUGGGAUUGAGCAACUUUAUUGAGACCGCCCAGACUGUUAACUUUAGUCUAUGGUGGCGACAUGUCAUGGUCUCCGAGACCUCCCCAUUCCACAUUCUCCAAUGCAUCUGUUUACUUUGGAGAAUCUGGAAGUCUAGAAAUAAAGUGACCUUCGAAUUUAUCAAACCUCAUGUCCGUUCCCUAGCCAGACAAUUCUACAACCAGGUCCUCGAAUUUUCCAAUCUUCUCCUUCCUCCUCCGCCCCGCAGCUCUCUUAUCCCAAAUCAUCCUGCCGCCACUUGGGUCCCUCCACCAGAAGACUUUUUGAAGAUCAACGUCGACGCAGCUGUUUGUGCCACCGGUUGUUCGUCUGGGCUUGUUAUUCGUGGGUCAGACGGGCAUGUGGUGCUGGCGCUCAGACUGCAGCAUCAAGGAAUAUUCAAUCCUUAUCUGGCAGAGCUUCUAGCUUUUAGAGACGCUAUCUCCAUCGUAGCCUCAAGAUCCUUGACCCAAGUGAUAGUCGAAGGUGAUUCCGAAGUGGUGGUCAACCAUAUCCGUCAAGGCGUCAUUGAAGACUCGAUUGGAGGUCCGGUGCUACGAGAGUGUCUUCAGAUCCUUAGCUCUUUGUCUGUUAGUAUAGAGUUUAGGGCGGUACCUAGAUCCGCCAACAGUGCUGCCCAUAGAGUGGCGCGUAAAGCACAGCUUUUGUCUCGUGUAGAGCUAUAAUCUUUUGAUUUUUUGGGGUGGCUUCUUUAGAUUCUGUUAGGGGUCCUGGGUAGAAUUGUAAGUUUAACUAUUUUCUUUCAUUGAUAUCACUCAGAAAUAAAAAAAGAGAGACUGAUGGACAUGGCCUUUAUAAUAUUAAAAGCGUAAGGAAGAGAGAGAAAUAACGUUAGACAAAACACUUAAAGAGAAUAUUCAAUUAUCAAUGAGUCAUACCUCAAAUUACAAUAAAAAAUUUAAGCAUAAUAUAUCAAGUCUGGUAUGAAACGUGGAAACAAUUGCAUCAUUUCUUGCACCAUGACGUCAUCCACCAAUAUAGAACCUGAUGUCCC